UUCACAUCUAUUUUCCUUAGUACUAUAUGCAGUGUGUGUUAUAUUCUCAAAAUUAGAGCAUCGUUAUGUGCGAAAAACCAGCGUAUAAAACAGUAUUCUAUUGUAGAGUAUUACCACCAAAAAUGCAACUUUGAAGUUUUAUAAAAUAGCAAGGAAAGGGUUUCUUAAAGAAAAAAUAUUUUCUUAAAAUUUACAUCCCAGUCUUUCAUUUUUAAAUAAGAAAUGAAAUAUUUGCGAUAUGCGCUAAAGUAUAGUCUUACCCAAGUACCAAAUGAAAAUUCAAAAUCAUGAACAAUAAAAUUCAUUUUAGGCGAAAAUGGAAUUAAGCUAGUCUGGCUCUCAUGUACAAACGGAAACAGAUCACUAAAUGUUCAGCUGAACCCGCUGCUCUCACCUGAAAAGUGAAUAAAUACAUUAAUCGUGAUGUUUCAAACAGCAGUUUGUCCCCAGCGGGAAAGAGGUUUAUCGAGCGCUUUACACAUCCAGUUUUACCCCACAUACCUCGGUGGUUUACCCAUGACUAGACAAUUAUGACAGUAAUUUAAAAUUUUCAUAACAUAACCUCUAAACUUGUUGCCAAAACUAAAAAGUAUUAAAAAAUGUAUCAUUUGGUAUAUUAUGUCGUUCCGGUGGUGGUUUUGAUAGUCGUAAGAAAGUACCGCGAAUCGAAAUGGGGCAUAUGCAAGAACAAAGUCAAAUUAGAUAAGAAAUUAGUGAUAGUCACAGGAGCAAACUCUGGAAUAGGCCUACAAGUUGUUAAAGAAUUGGCUGCACGCAAUGCCCAUGUCAUAUUAGCUUGUCGGAACUUGGAGAAAGCUAGGGAAGCAUGCAUUUAUGUUAAUCAAAAGCUUUCAGCAGACCCUGUUUUGAUUCCUAUGGAAUUAGACUUAGCUUCACUUAGCUCAAUAAAAAAGUUCUCUGAUGAAGUCAAGAAACAGUUUCCUAAAAUCAACAUACUUAUCAACAAUGCUGGAGUAUCAUUUCCAAAUACAAAACGUGUUGAAACAGAGGAUGGGUUUGAAAUACAUUUUGGAGUGAACCAUCUAGGCCACUUUUAUCUUACAAACCUUCUGUUAGAUGAACUUAUAGCUGGACAUGCUAGAGUUGUGGUACUUAGUUCAUCUUUGCAUGAGAAAGGCGAAAUAAAUCUGGAUGACUUAAAUGGUAUAUCUACUACAAAGAAGACAAACCUCUAUGCAAACUCAAAACUAGCCAACAUCUACUUUGCUCAAGAGCUGGCCCAAAGAACAAAAGGGAAAAUGAAUGUUUAUGCUUGCUGUCCAGGAUGGGUGUAUACAAAUUUAUUCAGACACUCAAUCAAGUGGUACCAUUAUUUCCUUAUAUUGCCAGUUGCAUUCUUUUUCAUGAGGAGUCCCAAACAGGGUGCCCAAACUCCUUUGUAUUGUGCAACAGAACCAGAGCUAGAAAAAGAAACUGGACUACUAUACAGAGACUGUCAGCAUUAUAACUCAAGGGCAAUAUUCUACAGCAAUAUUGCUACACAGUUAUGGGAGAAAUCGGAUCAAAUGAUACAAGAUGUACUCAAAAAGCAUGGAGAUGGUGACUCAUAAGUAAUUGACUCAAUGUCAUGGUUGGAUAUUGCGUACAUAUAUUUUUGGAGAGAUAUGUUGAAACUGACAUUUCAGUCAGUCCUGUCCUAUAGGAGUGUAAUUUAUAAUAUUCAUGGAUAGUAGAUGAAUAAAGAAUGGGUACAAUGACUAUACUAAAA
This is a messenger RNA of Acanthoscelides obtectus, 1729 nucleotides long. The record is from the annotation of a GenBank genome assembly. NCBI's taxonomy places the organism in Eukaryota, Metazoa, Arthropoda, Insecta, Coleoptera, Chrysomelidae.